AUGAACAGUACUGAAUAUAUUGUUGACUCUCCAAAAGCUUCUUAUAGAGAUAUUAAAAAACAAUAUUUUGAUAAAAUUAAUAUAUCUUUAAAAGACUCUCAAAUUGAAGAUGAAGAAUUUUUAUGUCCUGCUCCAACAAUAGAAAAACCAAGAACAAUAUCAAAACCAAUGAGAAUUCCUAAAGAUAAAAAUUCAUUAGGAGAUGAUGUAUUAAAAUAUAUGUUAAAAGGAAGUGAUGAUGAGGUAAGUUGUUCUCCUCCUUCAAAUUUUAAAUUUUAG
Entamoeba histolytica HM-1:IMSS is the source of this 279-nucleotide messenger RNA. RefSeq lists its product as uncharacterized. The transcript is spliced from 2 exons. Bases 1 to 279 code for a protein of 92 amino acids. Lineage: Eukaryota; Evosea; Mastigamoebida; Endamoebidae. The record is from RefSeq and is a predicted model, not a curated record.